UGCAAUUUGCAAAGAUUUGCAGGACUUAUGUACUUCAACCAAUGAAACAGAAAACAACAAUCAAUUGAGCGGCUCCCACCACACAUACAUCCAAGUCGGGUUACGAGACUAUUUGUACUCAAAGUAGUAGUGGGGGGCUAUGCGGAAAGCAGCGUGGUUUCAGAAUCAGCAGAAUCAGAGAGAACUUCAGGCCAAGCUCAGCACUACAGCAGUGGUGGGGGAACUUGACUGUGAAUAGUCGUGGAUCCGACUUCGGUGUCGGUGUGGAGGGUGACGUUUAGCACAAACAAACAAAUAACAAAAACAACCCAUUCAGCAUUUAAAUGUACGGCUUGUGCACUCGAUCUGAGUGGCCCAACAUCAUGAUGCUACCCCAACGUCCUGUCCAAGAGGAUUGUCCGUUACACACACUCCCGACAGAAAUUUUUGAAAGUAUAUUUCAAUACUUAGACCCAAUAUCUAUGGUGAGACUAUCAUGCACCUGUGCCCUCUUUUACAAUUUGGUCAACCAGGUUGCCAAAUGGCAAACUUGGACAUUGAAGGUAAUGGAAAACCCAAGCAUGGCACAUUUACCCUCUGCUGGUCUUCAUUUUGGUGUAUGCACCUGGAAACCCCAGGAACUUAUACAGAAUAAGUAUCCUCAGCAAACUCCAUGGAAACAAAUAUUUUAUUGCACACAAUUCUGGAGUAUGAUUAAAAACUGGAAUUAUAGUCUGACAUAUGAGACAUUGGUUGAACACGAUGAAAUAAAAUCUGUUGAUAUUGCAGGGCAAGAUAUUGUUUUUGGCACAAACCAAGGAAUACUUGGCCUCUGGAACCCUGACCAUAAUCAAGAGUUAGAGUCCCUGCACCGUUUCAAAUCUGAAGUUCUCACAGUCUUAGUAAAACUGUGUCCUGGUGGAUAUGAAUCACUACCAAGAUAUGAAAUUAUUGCCAAGUGUAGAAAUAGGUCUAUUGGUAUAUAUGACAUGACAGGUGACAGUGUGAAAAUUUUGGGCUCAUCAAAUUACACAGGGAUAUCAUCCUCUUGUGAUAGGAAUGUAUUCUAUGAAUGGGACCCUGCCAGUGGAUUUUUAUCCCAUUUGUCAAUCUCUGAAAAGAAAAUAAUUUCAAAACAACUUCCACAAUUGCCUUUAAAUCCUGUAGUGGCAGUGUAUGGGUAUGAUGGAGUCAGUGAAAAUGAGAAUCAAUCCAAAUUCAAACAGGUCUCAUUUCCCCUUCUUAUGGUCAGUUGCCGUAAUGGGCCUGCAAUUGUCACAUUCAUUGAGCGACCAUCAGGCCAUAUAUUUCAGAGCCAAUAUCAAAGCCUACUGACAGAGAAUAAUUUGUACAUUUAUAAGGCAUAUAUUUGGCCUGGCCAAGUUUCACUAAGUUUGACAGGUGGCGGCCUGACAAUUAUAUCAGUUGGUAAUCAAGUCAACAAAAUAAGAUGGCCAUAUUGGAAAUGGAUAUGUACAUCAGCUGCCCUUUUCGGUAAUAUCUUUCUUGUUGGAACCAGUACAGGAACCAUUUUGUUUUACCCGUUUAAAAGUCCAGAAGACCUUCUUAAUUUGGAUCCGAAUGACUAUAAAAAGAAAUUAGAAACGGGGUCUUCUGAGGCAUUAGUGCAUGUUGGUAUUAGAGUUCAGAAUGAUAUUCAUUCAUUACCAGACAUUUUUGCUGCUUCAAGAACAAAGCUGUUCUGUUUUAGAGUUUAAUUUACUAUUUUUGUCCUAGCACAAAGCUUUAUUGUGAUAUAUUUAUCAACUAUAUUCCAUAUUUUGUGUAAUUUGUUCACUGAUUAACAAAACAAAAUAAAUCACAUCCUGCAGA
Molecule: messenger RNA, 1812 nt
Organism: Frankliniella occidentalis (western flower thrips)
Lineage: Eukaryota; Metazoa; Arthropoda; Insecta; Thysanoptera; Thripidae
Exons: 11
Coding region: 324-1697 (457 amino acids)
Molecular function (GO): protein binding
Source: RefSeq, a predicted model, not a curated record